Contarinia nasturtii (swede midge) is the source of this 1281-nucleotide messenger RNA. RefSeq lists its product as uncharacterized. The coding region runs from base 509 to 1006 and encodes 165 amino acids. Lineage: Eukaryota; Metazoa; Arthropoda; Insecta; Diptera; Cecidomyiidae. The record is from RefSeq and is a predicted model, not a curated record. The transcript is spliced from 5 exons.
ACAUAUGUCUCUUCCUAUUCUGUUGUGAACACUCGAGCCGAACACAUCGUUGUAAGAGUAAAAUCAAAUUGGAAUAAAUUUAAUUCAAAAUCAUCCGUGUCAGUUUAUAACUUAUUACAAAAUAACAUAAAUGUAUUCGAGACUCAUCCCACAUGAAAUACAACGAUCUCUGUAUUGAUUGAAAUAUCAUUACACGCUGUCAUUAUUAAAGAUAAAAAAAGACUUUGCGAACAAAUACAUAGGCACGCUUUAUAAUAACAACAUCAUUGAAAUAAAAUGUGAGAUAAAAUCGUCGAGCGCACACUACAUUUAUAAUUCAUCUAAGCCAGUUUUUUGUUCGAUGCCGACUUGUUAUUUCAACUUUCGUUCAAAGAUAGAGCAUUUUGGUGCUUAAGUCUAACGACUAGAUGCGUAGUUGCUCAGAGGAGAUUUCAAUAAAAUUGGUCAUAUUAUCAAUAAAAUUUUAAAAAGUAUCUCUCCAAAGAUCGGAAAAUAAAUCAAAGGAAAGAUGGCAAAUCCAAUUUUCCAGAGCUGUUGCAGUUGCCAGACCUUGCGUAUUGGUUCCGUUAUUGCUGGUGUUGCAGCCAUUCUUCUUUCCAUCGUUUCGCUCAUUAUAAUGUUUACCGUGCGUGUUACUUACCGAACGAUUUUCCUCGAUUGGCUACCGCCGAAUAUCGUUAGAAUUAUCAUUGCAUUUAAUUUGUUGAUGACCAUUUUGAUAUCGGCUAUAAUGUUGGUUGGAGCACUUAAGCGAAAUCAUUAUUUGAUGUUGCCAUGGGUAGUUCUUGGUGCAAUGUUAGUCGUGGGAUUAUUGUUAUCGGUCAUCUACACUGGAUUUAUGUUCAUCAUUGACGGAUUUGUAAUGACAGCUAUAGUGUGGAUCAUACUUGGUCUCAUAGUUACUGCUAUUUUCGCAUACAUGUGGUGUGUUGUGUAUAGCCAUUUCACAGUUUUACGCGAAGAGACCAAACGAGGCAAAUACAAUCGUCAACCAUAUAGACGAUAAAUAUUAAAUUUGAUUUCACACAUAUGCGGUCAUCAAUUGGAUGAAAAUUAUAAGUGCGGAUGUAUGUUUUGUUAAUAACAAAACAAAUCAUAUUACUAACAAACUACGACUAACAAAUGAGAUACACAAAAAUGAUAUUCUAAUCGAAAUAAUUUGUCGAUCGUUGUAGAGACUUGUUCGAAGUUAGAUUACUUAUCACAGUGAUUCGACUAUGUCGUUCUUUAAAUUUUAUAUUUAAUUAUUGAAUAAUUUCAGCGUUUUAUUCAUCUUCAUUA